Messenger RNA from Chenopodium quinoa (quinoa), 1530 nucleotides. Its product is annotated as protein FAR1-RELATED SEQUENCE 5-like. Gene Ontology annotation, molecular function: zinc ion binding. Bases 1 to 1530 code for a protein of 509 amino acids. The record is from RefSeq and is a predicted model, not a curated record. Gene Ontology annotation, biological process: regulation of DNA-templated transcription. NCBI's taxonomy places the organism in Eukaryota, Viridiplantae, Streptophyta, Magnoliopsida, Caryophyllales, Amaranthaceae. The transcript is spliced from 4 exons.
AUGUCUGAAAGCAUAGAGCAUUGUUCUUCUUCUGUCACUACUGAAGAUAACAAUGUAAGAAUUUUUAAAACAGGCACUCAGCCUUUGCUUCCUAAAAUAUAUUAUAAUUUUGGAGGUGAUAAAGAGUAUAUGCCAUGUUGUUCUUCUGAAAACAAACUUUUUGUUGGAAUGAUAUUUGAUACCCUUCAAGAUGGUAUUGCCUUUUAUUACAAAUAUGCUAAUCAGUGUGGGUUUAAAGUCCGUUAUAGUACUACUAAAUCACAAAAGAAUAAGAAUGAUCCUACUAGUAAAGGAGUUACUAUAAUCAAAUAUUUAUUAUAUAGCAAAGAAGGGUAUGUGAAAAAUAACAAGAAAUCUUGUAAACAAGUUAAAGGUGCUUGUUUAAAGAGAAAGACUGUGAAGAGAGUUGGUUGUCCUGCUAAGAUAAAAUUUAGGUUUUGUACUGGUGGGAAGUGUAUGGUGUAUUGUUUUUAUGAAUCUCAUUCUCACCCUAUUUCUACAAUUACUAGGCAGGCUGAUGCUAUUGCUAGAAGAGAUUAUCAAUUAUCUGGGGACUCUUUAUAUUUUGAUUCUACCUAUGAUACAAAUAAAUAUUCAUUGGUUUCUUGUCCUUUUACUGGUGUUGAUAAUUAUAAAAGACGUGUUACAUUUUGUGCUGCUCUAUUAUCUAAAGAAGACAUAAAUUCUUUUGUGUGGAUAUUUCAAACUUUUUUGAAGUGUAUGGGAAGAGAACCCUCUUGUAUUAUCACUGAUCAAGAUCCUACAAUGGGUAUUGCCAUAGAAAAGGUUUUUUCCAAGACUAAACAUAGGCUAUGUAUGUGGCACAUAAUUAGGAAGGUACCUGAAAAGGUUGGAACUGCUUUUUGUAAUGAAACUGAUUUCCUGAAAAAGUUAAGUGCAGUAGUUUGGGAUAGAGAUAUUGAUCCUCAUGUAUUUGUUGAUGGCUGGAAUAGUGUUAUGGAGGAGUUUAACCUUGUUGAUCAUGAGUGGUCUGAAGGUGAAAACAGUUUCUUUUGUAAUUUUACAAACCCUCAUGUGACCUUUGUUGAAUUCUUUGUCCGUUAUGAAACUGCUCUUGAUGCUCAAAGGCAUGUACAAGAUGAGUUGUAUAGGCUUAAUAAAUUGAGCCUCAACUGUUCUCUUUAUGGAGAUGGUGUGGAGUUUUCUGUUAUUGUUGAUCAUGAGAAAAGGAAAAUUUUUGACUUGGCAACAUAUGAGUCAAGUUGUACUUGUAGAAUGUUUGAGAGUCAAGGUGUUUUAUGUAGACACAUUUUGUUUGUUAUGAAAGGCAAGUGUAUACGUGAAAUUCCUGAUGCUUAUAUCUUGAAUCGUUGGAGAAAAGAUGUUCUGAAGAAAGCUUCUGUCAUAGAUGUUGCUCCUGAUGAUGCUUCUAAGUAUGAUAAGAAGAAGCAAUUGGUCAGUGAUGUAUGGUCCAAGAUUUUCAGUUGUCUGAGUUUAACUUACCAAUCUGAGGAUGAUUUAUCUGAGCUUAUUAGGACAUUAUCUUCAUUUGAGGAGCAGAUGAUAUAA